AUGUAAUAAAAUGUUUAUUGCUUUGGGUGUAGAGUAACAGUAAAACAAAAAUGCGAUUGUAUGAUGCAAAAAUAUGAUAAAAUGGAACCACAGUAAAUGGAAUUUGUGAGGUGUUGAUCAGUGUAAUAAUAACCAAAUACAAAUUAGCAGAAACAUGCGAAAAUGCAUUCAUUAUUUUUGAAAGAAAAGUUAAUUGCUCCUUUUUUGCAGCAGUUUGUUUGUUUGACCGGAAGUGGCUGCGUGUGUCGCGCUGCACCCUGGGAGAUGUAGUUCCGCCGUGCGGCCUGCGCUUUGCAGCCAACUCGGUGUUUGGGGGGAAAAUAAAUAAACCCGGGGGGAUUUGAGUGGGGUAGAGAGGGCAUCGUGUGAACAGGAGAGUCCGGGGAGCCAGGCCUGCGAUUGAAGAGGCCUCUCGGGCAGCGCUGGCCCCGGGGAUCGUAGCGGCAGGAUGCCCGGCUUCACCUGCUGCGUGCCCGGCUGCUACAACAACUCGCACCGGGACCGGGAGCUCCGCUUCUACACUUUCCCCAAGGAUGAGGAGCAGCGCCGACUCUGGCUUCAGAACAUCUCCCGCACCGGAGUGUCGGGCUGCUUCAGCACCUUCUAUCCUACCACCGGACACCGGGUGUGCAGCGCCCACUUCCCCGGCGGCAGGAAGACCUACUCAGUCAAGGUCCCUACCAUCUUCCCGCUCCGAGGGGUCAACGAGAGGAAGAUCAGGCGCUCCCGCAAGAAGCUACCAGCAGCCGCCGCCGGCCAGGAGGACGUCAAGCCCAUUGACCUGUCCGGACCUUACUUCUUCUCGUCCUCCUCCUCUUCAUCCUCGCCUUCUCUCCCGGCCGCCGCCGCCGCCGUCCCUCGCCCCGAGGCUCCCGAGUGCCUAGAUCACUCCUACUCACUCUCCUCCACCACCACCUCCGAGGAGCUGCUCAGGAAACUCAACGAGCAGAAGGACAUUAUCGCCCUGAUGGAGGUGAAGAUCAAGGAGAUGAAAGGCACCAUCCGGCAACUGAAGGUCAGCGAGGCCAUCCUGCGGGAGGAGCUGAGGAAUAAGGAGAAAUUACUGUCCAUGUCGGUCAUCAGGAAGAAACAUGGAAUGUGACUGCCUGUUUUAUAAAUAAUAUAUAUAUUUCACAAACAUUUCGCAGCUACGGAACCCGAGGAAAGAUAGAAUUUAACGAAAAAAAAGACAAAUACGAGGAUCAUGUGCCGUCAUGGCACAGGAUGUUAGGACUUUUCGUGUGAUAUUUCAGAUGUGAUAAAAUAGUGUGACACCACUUGCUUAAUCUGUGUGUGUGUGUGUGCGCGCGUAUCCCAAACGAUAUGCAUCCCUAGUUACCGGUUGUUUCAUGCGACAGGUCAAAUUUGAGGCGCAUUCUGCAUGGUUGCAGUACUAAAAUUAACUUUAGGAAGUAGUGAAGCAACAAGGUACCGAAAAAGGUUCAACUUCCACUCGAGCAACAGUGCAUUCGCAAUCCAAUAUAUUCUAUGUUAUGAAUCAAUGUUUUUGUUCCAUUAUAAUGAUGCUAUAAAUUUAGUAGUUCCCCAUUAUUUUGUAUAUUGCCCUCUACAUUAAGUUACUGUACAACAAUAACCAUAAAAAGUAUAAUAAAUCCUCUCAUGGUUACACUUUGUAAAUUGGUUUAAUAAGAUUUUUACUUUUUUGAAUUUUUAGUGUUUUUAAUACAAUUGUGAGACUUUAAAAACGAACAAGCAAAGAGAUAGAACAAUAUUUAAAUAAUCUCAAACAGUAUAUUGGUUAGGCUGGUGUUGGCAUUCUCUUCCUAAACCUCUCCAACUGACCUUCCUCAUCAAAUUCCCUCCUUAAAACAUAGGUCUAAAAAAGCUUUCAGUCAUCCCUUCUAAUAUUUCCUUCUUUUGCUCGAUAUCCAUUUUUUAUGUCACCUCUAUAAAGCACUAUAACUAUAAAGUGGAAACUUUUCAGUCAUUUACUGUUUGAAACAUACAACUUUAAAUGAAAUUUCACAGAAAUACAUUCCAAAAGUUACAAUAUUUUAUUUUAAACAGAAUGCUGAAUAAGUCAUUUAUCAUGUAAUCACUACAGAAAAUUCUUCACAAUAAUGUACUAAGUUUAUUGAAACAGGUCAAAUAAUGCCAACGUUGUGUCCAUCUCUCAUACUGAAAUAAACAGAACAAUUUCAUAAACCUACAAUAAUUAAAAUGGUUAUCUGGAGUUGGCUGGAUCUUAAAUGAUUCCCAAAUAUCACAAUAGUACACUACUUAAUUUGCAUAGUGAACACUUUGCACCUUGAAGAAUUACUGUAAAAUUGCAAACAAUUAUUUCAAUAGCCUGAUGCCAUAAAUAGAAUAACAGAUAUCUGCUGAUGAACACAAAUCAUUACCCUUAAUGAGAAUUUGGAUACCAAGAUUGAAACAAAGUUCAAAUAAUUUUAUCUUCCUGCCCCUGUAAUUACAUUAGACACAAAAUAGUGCUGGAGAGAAGGAUUUUUUUAAAUUAUAAUUUCCAAAGUUAACAGUGGUUUUCAGUAGAAAUAUUUACAUCUUUGAAUGCAAAUUUUGGAGAGCACUGUAACAUUCAGGAAGUCAGUUUCAGAGAGGUUUUAUUCAUCAAUGGUUAAUUUUAUUGUUCUCUUUCAUCCUGUUGGCCAACUUUGCUGAUUCUGGACUAGCUCAUUUGUGAUAGUGUUAUUGUUAUUCAGAAAAAAUGGCAUCUAUCUGACAUAUCAGAAUCUGCUUUUUCUCUUUUCAAAUGCAAUCUUGAGCUACUGUGUAUUCUGCGCAUCUUCUGUUUUUAUUUUAACGACUUAAAAUAUUGACUCCAGUGGUGGUAAUUGUUAAGUGAGGAGUCUUACUUUGAAGGAUUAAUGAUUGUGACAUCAUUACUGCAGCAUUAGUCUGAAAUAAUCUGUAGUUGAUUACUUGGAUGUUUCAUGGUGUGCCAUAUGCCAUGAGUAUAACCAUCACAAUCAACUUUAUUAACUUUAGAUCUAUAUUGUUCUGCCUCUUAAUUCUCAAUGUAUUCAUCAAUGGUUGUAAAAUGCUUUGGGAUGUCCAGAGCACUUUAAGGUGCUAUGUAAAUAAAAGUCUUUUUUCUACCAUGC
This is a messenger RNA of Rhincodon typus (whale shark), 3083 nucleotides long. RefSeq names its product THAP domain containing 11 (gene thap11). The coding region runs from base 449 to 1102 and encodes 217 amino acids. The transcript has a single exon. The record is from RefSeq and is a predicted model, not a curated record. Gene Ontology annotation, cellular component: nucleoplasm. Gene Ontology annotation, biological process: regulation of transcription by RNA polymerase II. Gene Ontology annotation, molecular function: RNA polymerase II cis-regulatory region sequence-specific DNA binding. Lineage: Eukaryota; Metazoa; Chordata; Chondrichthyes; Orectolobiformes; Rhincodontidae.